Molecule: messenger RNA, 2650 nt
Organism: Helianthus annuus (common sunflower)
Lineage: Eukaryota; Viridiplantae; Streptophyta; Magnoliopsida; Asterales; Asteraceae
Product: arginine decarboxylase
Exons: 1
Coding region: 372-2477 (701 amino acids)
Biological process (GO): L-arginine catabolic process; spermidine biosynthetic process
Molecular function (GO): arginine decarboxylase activity
Source: RefSeq, a predicted model, not a curated record
ACUCCCAUACAAUUCUCACCCACUUCCACAUUUCUCCUUUCUGGAUUCCUCACAUCUCUCCAAUCUCACCGUUAGGUUUCCGUCACCUUCUUUUGCAUGACACAAUUCCCACACAUUCGUUAACUUUCUCCUCCGUUAAUUUUGAACCCCAAUUUUUCUUCAAACUUUCUAAUUUAUUCUUCUGAGCGAUAAUUCUGGAGAUACCGGCGUUAAUACCAAACGUUGAAAUUUGAAAAACAACCAUUUGUUCAAUUCAGCCCCCCUGCUUCUUUUGCGGGGAUAGCCGGGGCUCCGGCCUCGGCGGGUUAUAGCCAAUUUCAGUCCCUACAAUUCUUUCGUUCUUCCAUUCCACCCCCCACACCGGGGAAGAGAUGCCGGCCCUAACGUUUUCCGUUGACGCCGCCAUGGCAGCUCUUGCAGUCGCUUGGGACACCUCUCUUCCCGUUAACGCUGACGUCACUCUUUGGACGCCGUCUCAUUCUAACGCUCUGUACAAGAUCGACGGUUGGGGCGCGCCAUACUUCGCCAUUAACAGUUCCGGUAACGUCACCGUUCGUCCUCACGGCGACCGUACGAUGGACCACCAGGAGAUAGAUCUUUUAAAGGUCGUUAAGAAGGUUUCCGAUUCGAAAUCCACCGGUGGUUUAGACCUGCACCUGCCGGUCAUCAUCCGGUUUCCCGACGUGUUGAAAAACCGCCUCGAAUGUCUUCAAACGGCGUUUAAUUACGCCGUUAAAUACAACGGUUAUGGUUCUUUUUAUCAAGGUGUUUAUCCGGUGAAAUGUAAUCAGGAUCGGUUUGUUGUAGAGGACAUUGUUAAAUUCGGAUCAGAGUUUCGGUUCGGGUUGGAAGCGGGUUCGAAACCGGAGCUUCUUCUUGCAAUGAGUUGUUUAUGUAAAGGUAGUUCUGAAUCUUUACUUAUUUGUAAUGGUUUUAAAGAUGUUGAGUAUGUUGAAUUGGCGUUAAUUGCGCGAAAGCUUUCGUUAAAUACGGUUAUUGUACUUGAACAAGAGGAAGAAUUGGAUUCGGUUAUAGAUGUUAGUAUGAAGCUAGGUGUUCGGCCGGUUGUUGGCGUUCGUGCGAAGCUUAGAACGAAGCAUUCGGGUCAUUUUGGAGCGACAUCUGGGGAGAAAGGGAAGUUCGGGCUUACUACGACGCAAAUCGUUCGUGUUGUGAGAAAGCUUGAGCAAUGUGGGAUGUUGGAUUGUUUCCAGUUGCUUCAUUUUCAUAUCGGGUCGCAGAUACCUACGACGGAGCUGCUUGCUGAUGGCGUUGGUGAAGCUGCGCAGAUUUACUGCGAGUUGGUCCGCCUUGGUGCUUCGAUGAAAGUUAUUGAUAUAGGUGGUGGGCUUGGGAUUGAUUACGACGGGUCGAAAUCCGCUAGUUCUGAUGUUUCUGUUAGUUAUACUUUGGACGAAUAUGCAAUGGCGGUUGUUCAGGCGGUUAAGUUUGUUUGCGAUAGGAAUUCGGUGAAGCAUCCUGUGAUUUGUAGCGAGAGUGGGCGUGCUCUCGUGUCACACCAUUCGGUUUUAAUAUUUGAGGCGGUUUCGUCCAGCAAGUACACAGUUCCGACCAUGUCGUCUUUUGACGUUCAGGGUUUCGUCGAGCAGCUCCCGGAGGACGUGCAUUCCGACUACAAUAACCUGUCACAGUCUGCGGUUAGAGGGGAUUACGAAGCAUGUUUGGCUUAUGCCGAUCAGUUGAAACAGAGAUGUGUUGAGAAGUUUAAAGACGGGUCAUUGGAUAUCGAACAAUUGGCUGCUACCGAUGGGUUGUGUGAUUUUGUCGAAAAGAAAAUCGGGGCGUCGGAUCCUGUAACCACUUAUCAUGUUAAUCUUUCGGUUUUCACAUCCGUUCCGGAUUUCUGGGGGAUAGAACAGCUGUUCCCGAUUGUUCCAAUCCAUCGUCUAGACGAAUGCCCAACACGAAGAGGGAUUUUAUCGGAUCUAACGUGUGACAGUGACGGAAAGAUCGACAAGUUUAUCGGAGGUGAAUCGAGUUUACCUCUUCAUGAAUUGGAAGGAGAAAACGGGAUGAAGUACUAUUUAGGGAUGUUCUUAGGAGGGGCUUACGAGGAGGCCCUCGGGGGUGUCCACAAUCUGUUCGGUGGUCCGAGUGUGGUUCGUGUCUCUCAGAGCGAUGGUCCGUUUGGCUUCGCGGUUACAAGCGCCAGGCCUGGUCCAUCCUGCAGCGAUGUUCUGCGUUCAAUGCAGCACGAGCCAGAGAUCAUGUUUGAGACACUUAAGCACAGGAUUGAAGAAUAUGUUCAUGGUGACGGUAACAUGGGUGGAGCUAUGAUUGCCGGUGGAAUCGCUCAGUCUUUUAAUAACAUGCCUUAUCUGACCGUAGGGUCUUCUUGCUGCUUGACUGCCGCAAGCGACAAUAACGGGUAUUAUUACUGUUCUGAUGAAGAUUUCACUGCCGGAGCUGAUACGGUUACUGGUGAUGAUGAGCCGUGGUCCUAUGUCUGUGCUUGAGAGAACAAUUAUCUUUUAUUUAGUUUUGUUUUGCUCACUUAUUCCAUGAACAAGAUAUAAGAGAGCUUUUUGAUAAACUAUUGAAGUUAGAUUUGGGGAAUUGUUAUGUAGCCAAAUUCUGUUGUUAUGUACAUUUGAUUUUUAUUAAUUCAUUCCCCAGUACUUCUUUACAA